UCCCUAUCUUCUAACACAACCUUGGAACCUUCACACGCUGUUCCUUGCCGCCAUCCCCGAGGAGCUUCGCAUAUCUGCCGUAGCUCAUCAAAGCUGCCGCGAAUCACAUCUAUCAUAUCUCAUUCUUUUUCUUAUAGUUCUAGUUACAUCACCCACGCUUGCUCAAUUGUAACCAUCCCCUAUCUCUUGCUGGCACAAGACCACUCCUUUGCGAAACCCGCCGUGAAUCGCUAGUCAUCAUGGCGCCAAAGGCCCUCAUCCCUUUCCUGGUGGGCAUGAUGCUGCUCACUGGUGUCUGCAAUACGGUCUUCACCAAGUACCAAGACAAUCAAUGCGUCCGGAACUGCGACGACCCCGAUCCCAAGAAGCGGCAGCCGUUUGAGCAGCCCGUGCUUCAGACGGCACAGAUGUUCAUAGGAGAAGUCGGAUGUUGGAUUGUUGUCGGGCUAAGGCUCGCGUACCAACGCUACGCGAACAGGAAGACUCCGGCUGCCAACGGAUACCAGGCAAUCCCCAGGGGGGACGCGGAAGUCGAUGAUAACGAUGAUGCCGCCAGCGUCAAUUCGGAACAGGCGCUUAUCCUUCCCAAUCCUCCGGUUAAGAACAAUGUUGGUGUAGUCGAUGGGCCCCUGAGGGGUUUCGGUAUCACACUCCUUGCGCUACCGGCUAUAUGCGAUAUCCUCGGCACGACGCUUGUGAACGCAGGUCUGUUCAUGGUAGCUGCCUCGAUCUACCAGAUGACUCGUGGUGCCUUGGUGUUAUUUGUCGGCCUGUUCAGCGUUAUUUUCCUGCACCGCAAGCUGCACUUAUUCCAAUGGGUUUCCCUUGUUGGUGUCAUGAUCGGUAUUGCGCUGGUUGGACUUGCGGGUAUUAUCUGGCCUGAUGCCAAAUCAGAGGCCACCAACGCCUUGUUCCAGGCUGCAGAAGAUGUUGCUACAGAUGAGGGCCUUCGUGCUGCGUUGGGUGUCAUUCUUAUUGCCUUCGCGCAGAUUUUUACCGCCACACAAUUCGUCCUCGAGGAGUGGUUGCUAGAGCGUUCCAAAAUCGACCCCAUUGAGGUUGUUGGCUGGGAAGGUCUCUUUGGUCUUGCUGUUACCCUGAUCUGUAUGCUGGUACUACACCUCUCCAUCGGGAGAUCCGAUGCUGGCCGCUACGGAAUGUUCGAUAUGGUUGAGGGUUUCCGACAGAUGACGGAGUACAGAGCCGUGUGGGUGUCUAGUGUACUAACUAUGAUCUCUAUUGGUGGGUAUAAUUUCUUCGGCCUCUCAGUCACACGCAACGUCAGUGCAACAGCGCGGUCGACUAUUGAUAGCUGCCGAACCCUAUUCAUUUGGAUGGUUUCCCUCAGUCUCGGGUGGGAAGCAUUCAAGUGGUUGCAAGUUGCAGGAUUCGUCUUGCUAGUGUACUUCACUUUCUUGUUUAACGGCGUCGUACGCCCGCCGUUCAAAUUCCUCGAGCCAAAUGAGGAAGUAGAGGAGUUGCUCCCCGAAGAGCCUAUCGAGCAUAACUAGAUUGCCCGCAAUGCAAAUCGGAUUACUUGAUGCUGCCUAGGAGCACGGUGGCCUAGACCUGAUUACUCUAGAUGAUUAAGCAGUAGCUAGGGCUUGCGAAGAUGCAUGUUUCUGCAUUGGGAUGGCGUUGGUUGGUAUCGGCAUGUUAGUGGGUUAAUUGUGCUUGUAAUAUGUGCUUCGGUUGGAGUACUUCGGUUUCGAUCAGCGCAUCAGUUUG
Messenger RNA from Daldinia loculata, 1728 nucleotides. RefSeq lists its product as uncharacterized. NCBI's taxonomy places the organism in Eukaryota, Fungi, Ascomycota, Sordariomycetes, Xylariales, Hypoxylaceae. Gene Ontology annotation, cellular component: intracellular membrane-bounded organelle; Golgi membrane. Gene Ontology annotation, molecular function: pyrimidine nucleotide-sugar transmembrane transporter activity. Gene Ontology annotation, biological process: pyrimidine nucleotide-sugar transmembrane transport. Bases 240 to 1511 code for a protein of 423 amino acids. The record is from RefSeq and is a predicted model, not a curated record. The transcript has 3 exons.